AUGGCCAUGCAAACUCUGUAUCUUAAAGAACAUGAUGGGAUUGUACAUAAUCCCAUGGGGCAGUUGGCAUCAGUACCAACGCUGCCUUGGUGGAGUGCUUUAGGAUCUCAAUCCGUUUAUGGGGAAUCUUGUGGCCAAUCCAAGACUUUGUUGAUGGAACAUCCCUCUAGUGGAGACCAACUCACUUCUACUAAACAAGCUGGGAGGGCUACCGAACAACAACUGAAUAAAGCAAAUCCUACUCAGUUCACUAUAUUCCCUGGUGAUUUCAAAAAUUCAGGGGAUGGACAUAAACCUCAGGCAGUCAUCUCUCUGCAAUCAGCUCCUUCUGAACAUCAUGCUCGCUUUGAACUAGGAUUUCGUCAGCCCAUGGUCUGUGCAAAAUACCCCUACGUGGAUCAAUGCUAUGGAGUUUUCUCAACUUAUGGACCUCAAAUUUCGGGUCGUGUUAUGCUGCCAUUGAAUAUGGCAACAGAGGACGGACCAAUAUAUGUAAAUGCCAAGCAGUACAAUGGAAUCAUUAGGCGUCGGCAGUCUCGUGCAAAGGCUGUACUUGAGAAUAAAGUGACCAAAGCAAGGAAGCCAUAUAUGCACUACUCACGCCAUCUGCAUGCAAUGCGCCGGCCAAGGGGAUGUGGCGGCCGUUUCUUGAACACAAAAAGUUCAAACAGUGGCAAAGAUGGAAUUAAGAUGAGCAAAGCUGCUCAAGGAAAACUUUCGCACUCUGCAGUUUCACAAAAUUCUGAAGUCUUGCAAUCUGACAGUGGAACCUUGAACUCGUCCAAGGAAGCAAAUGGAGGAGGCUCAACUCUUUCAGGGUCAGAGGUGACCAGCAUGUAUUCCAGGGUAGAUCUUGAACACUUCCCAAUCAAUCAUCUUGGACUGUCUGUCCACACUCUCCCACGCAUGGUGGACAAUGGGCGUGGUACUGUUAUGCCCAGCAAGUGGGUUGCAACAGGAGAUAACUGUUGCAACCUUAAAGUUUGAUACCGAGGGGAUUAGUGGGAUUGGUGCUAAGUUCGUUGCACCUGCCCACUUUCCCUGGAGCAACCAAAUGGAGGAACUUUGUUGCAUCAGCUGUUGUGGUUUUUGCAACAGGUUUUGGUUCCCUGGAUAGUCCAGCCGCCAUUUGGUUAUUUAGGCAAAUCAUUCUUGGCUCAUCUUAUCUAAAGCUCUUCCUUACAACUCCGCGCAGAACUGCUGUCUUGGGGUGGUGGAUGAUGCUCAAACCUUAAUAUAAGAAAUGGAUCAGACUAUAAAUGGGGUGUUUCCACUGAUCCGGUAGAACUUGAAUGUUUGAUUAUGUGCUUGUAAUCCUAAAUUUGUAGAAUUGUGGUGUUCCUGAAGUAUGCUAUCUACUGUUUGUCAUGCUUGAGAAAUAAUAUAUUGUAGAAUAUUA
Theobroma umbraticum is the source of this 1399-nucleotide messenger RNA. The record is from RefSeq and is a predicted model, not a curated record. NCBI's taxonomy places the organism in Eukaryota, Viridiplantae, Streptophyta, Magnoliopsida, Malvales, Malvaceae.